UCGGGCGGGCGCCGACAAUGAGCCUCCAUAAAAGGGAGCGGCGGGGACCUGGGGCCCCGGAUUGAGCCCUCCCCGCCCGGGGUCCCGACGCGCUCGGUCUCGGGGAGGCCCGGACGCGUCCGUCGCAGGGCGGGCGGUGAGCGGCGGGCGGCGGGGAGGGGGCUGCGCGGAGCGGGAGGCGGCCCCUGGCUGCGCGCCCGGCCUCCGGCGUCCGGUCACCGCGAUUCCCACCCCCUCCCGGCCGCACCAUGGCCCUGAAGGCCGAGGGCGCCGCGCUCGACUGCUUCGAGGUGACGCUCAAAUGCGAGGAAGGGGAGGACGAGGAGGAGGCCAUGGUGGUGGCCGUAAUUCCGCGGCCCGAGCCGAUGCUCAGAGUGGCCCAGCAGGAAAAGACCCCACCACCUAGGCCCAACCUGCUGGAGGCGGGCGGCGACGGCUGUGAGGAGCCCAGGCAGCAGGUGUCUUGGGAACAGGAGUUCCUGGUGGGAAACAGCCCAGGAGGCAGCGGGCGGGCACUGUGCAUGGUGUGUGGGGCCGAGAUCCGGUCCCCCUCCGCGGACACGGCGCGCAUGCACAUUCUGGAGCAGCACCCUCACACCCUGGACCUGAGCCCUUCGGAGAAGAGCAACAUCCUGGAGGCCUGGAGUGAGGGGGUGGCCCUUUUGCAAGACGUCAGAGCUGAGCAGCCUUCUUCACCCACCUCAGACUUGGGCCAGGAUGUCGAAGCUGACCCAGACUCUGACCCAGACCCUGCCAAAAUGCCAGCAGAGAUUGUCGUCCUCCUGGACUCUGAGGACAACCCAUCUCUCCCAAAAAGGAGCCGGCCCAGGGGACUCCGCCCCCUCGAGUUUCCUGCUGCCCCCGCCUCAGAGCCAGGACACAAGAAGCCCCGUGGUCAGAGAUGGAAGGAGCCUCCUGGGGAAGAGCCAGUUAGAAAGAAAAGAGGCAGACCCCUGACCAAAAACUUGGACCUGGACCCAGACCCUGACCCAGACCCCCCAUCACCCGACUCCCCCACGGAGGCUUUUGCGGCUCCCGCUGAGGUCCGGCACUUCACCGAUGGCAGCUUCCCCCCUGGCUUCGUCCUCCAGCUCUUCUCCCACACCCAGCUCAGGGCCUCAGACAGCAAGGACUCACCCAAAGACGGGAGAGCUGCUGAGGGGGGCCUUCCCCAGCCGGAAAGCCCCUCUCCAGCUCCCCCUCCGGGACUUCGCGGGACACUGGAUCUCCAGGUUAUCCGUGUACGGAUGGAGGAGCCCCCGGCAGUCAGCCUCCUGCAAGACUGGUCCAAGCACCCCCAGGGCGCCAAGGGUGUGGGCGCAGGUGACACCCCAAACUGGCCUACGGUUCUGUCGGAAUCCAGCACCGCUGUCGGGGGGCAGCCAGAGGCAGGGAGUGGUGUAUAGGUUCUUGCUUUCCUGGGGAGGGGGGGAGGGAAGAGGCAGGGUCCCCCUUUGGCUUAUCACUCAGAGCUGCCCAGCUCGGCCACCUGAUGGAGAGAGUAAAACUGGGUGCCAAGGCAGGCUGGAGGACAGGAAGGGGGGGUGGGCAGCAUCCACUGUCACUCGGGGGCAUUGGCAGACGCUCCCGGCAAGGCAUGGGGCCGGGCCCUGAGAUGGGCAGGCUGGCCUGAGGGCAGUCGUGCGGUAGGGCAUUGGGCCUGUGGAGAACACCUACCCCAAUCCUUUUGCUGACCCAGACCUCUCCGUCCCUCCUCUCAGCCCCCACCAUUCUCCCUUGGCACAGUGCCUUACACAAGAGGUGGUCAUGAUGGGGUUUGAACUGAGUCCCACUACCUCGGGGGACGCCUCUCCUCCCCCACCUGUUCAGGCUCCUAAACCAGGAGGCCUCCAUUACCUCUUCCCGUUCCAUCCCUGCAGGAGGCCCAAGCAGCUCACCUGGGGGCUUUUGUUCACUCCCUUCUUUCACCUGUUUUCCUGUUGUAUAUAUCUCCUUUGUUGACAAUAAAUUAUUUUUUUUUAUUAAGAGA
This is a messenger RNA of Acinonyx jubatus (cheetah), 1990 nucleotides long. It is a transcript of the gene SPINDOC, whose product is annotated as spindlin interactor and repressor of chromatin binding. The record is from RefSeq and is a predicted model, not a curated record. Gene Ontology annotation, biological process: negative regulation of DNA-templated transcription. The transcript has 6 exons. The coding region runs from base 249 to 1406 and encodes 385 amino acids. NCBI's taxonomy places the organism in Eukaryota, Metazoa, Chordata, Mammalia, Carnivora, Felidae.